AUGACUAUUCUCCCCAAAAAGAAACCGCCGCCUCCCGACGCCGACCCCACCAACGAGCCGCCGCCGCCGCCCGGGCCGCUGCCCCCGGCGCCUCGCCGCGGCGGGGGUGUAGGCGUGGGCGGCGGCGAUCGCGACCGUGACUCGGACGUCGUUGGCGCCGGUCCUCGAGCCUCGCCACCGCCUCAGGGCCCGCUCCCGGGGCCACCGGGUGCCCUCCAUCGCUGGGCGCUGGCCGUGCCGCCCGGCGCCGUGGCAGGCCCCCGGCCACAGCAGGCCUCUCCUCCUCCUUGCGGGGGCCCCGGCGGUCCCGGGGACGCGUUGGGUGCCACGGCAACGGGCGUGGGCGUGGCGGUGGGCGUGGGCAGUGCCGUGGACGUGGGCGGCGGCUGCUCUGGGCCGGGUCACAGCAAGCGGCGGCGUCAAGCCCCCGGGGUCGGCGCGGUUGGCGGGGCGAGUCCUGAGCGUGAGGAGGUCGGCGCCGGUUACAACAGUGAGGAUGAGUAUGAAGCGGCUGCGGCGCUCGUAGAGGCCAUGGACCCCGCCACCGUCGAGCAGCAAGAGCACUGGUUUGAAAAGGCCCUGCGAGACAAGAAGGGCUUCAUCAUCAAGCAGAUGAAGGAGGACGGCGCCUGCCUCUUCCGGGCUGUGGCUGACCAGGUGUACGGAGACCAGGACAUGCACGAGGUUGUGCGAAGGCACUGCAUGGACUAUCUGAUGAAGAAUGCCGACUACUUCUCUAACUAUGUCACAGAGGACUUUACCAUCUACAUCCACCGGAAGCGGAAAAACAACUGCCAUGGCAACCACGUCGAGAUGCAGGCCAUGGCAGAGAUGUACAACCGGCCCGUGGAGGUGUACCAGUACAGCACAGAACCCAUCAACACAUUCCAUGGGAUCCAUCAAAAUGAGGACGCACCCAUCCGUGUCAGCUACCAUCGGAAUAUCCACUACAAUUCAGUGGUGAAUCCUAACAAGGCCACCAUUGGCGUGGGGCUGGGGCUGCCGUCAUUCAAGCCGGGCUCUGCAGAGCAGUCCCUGAUGAAGAAGGCCAUCAAAACCUCGGAGGAGUCGUGGAUUGAACAGCAGAUGCUGGAGGACAAGAAGCGGGCCACAGACUGGGAGGCCACAGAGGAGGCCAUUGAGGAGCAAGUGGCUCGGGAGUCCUACCUGCAGUGGCUGAGCGAUCAGCGGAGACGGGCUCGCCAAGCCCGCGGCCCCAGCCAGCCCCGGAAGGCCAGCGCCACGUGCAGCUCUGCCACGGCAGCAGCCUCCAGUGGUCUGGAGGAGUGGACCAGCCGGUCCCCAAGGCAGCGGAGUUCAGCCUCGUCACCCGAGCACCCUGAGCUGCAUGCCGAGCUGGCCCUCGAGCCCCCUUCCCCAGGCACUGUCUUAGCUCUUGCCAAACCUCCUUCACCCUGUGCACCAGGUACAAGCAGCCAGUUCUCGACAGGGGCCGACCGGGCUACUUCUCCCCUCGUGUCCCUCUACCCUGCUCUGGAGUGCCGGGCCCUCAUUCAGCAGAUGUCCCCCUCUGCCUUUGGCCUGAACGACUGGGAUGACGAUGAGAUCCUAGCGUCGGUGCUGGCAGUGUCCCAACAGGAAUACCUAGACAGUAUGAAGAAAAACAAAGUGCACCGAGACCCACCCCCAGACAAGAGUUGAUGGAGACCCAGAGACUGGAGACCAUCUCCCAACCCCCACACUCCUGCCCUCUGGUGCCACCCCACCUUCUUUGGCUUUCUUCCCUCUUGCCGUCUUCCUUCUUCCCCCCUCCCCUCCUUUCACUCCUCCCCACUUCCCUCUGGCUAGCCCACCCCUGUGCGCCCUCUCAUCGCUGCCACCACCAUCAUCACCUGCCUCUUCGCCAGCUGACGUGCCCUGUUGCCCCCUGCACAGCACCAUCCCUCCAUCCCACAGGGGACUCGGGCAAGGGCGCUGAAGGUAGGCGAGAGGCACACAGAGACAAACCAACUGGCAGCCAGGCAGCCCCUGAGGAGAGACAUUCAGACAGAGGAAAGUCUCCCUGUCCCCGAUUCCUUCCAAGAUCAGAAACUUGUCACCCCGCCACAAAUGAUGCUGGGGAGGC
Molecule: messenger RNA, 2086 nt
Organism: Balaenoptera musculus (blue whale)
Lineage: Eukaryota; Metazoa; Chordata; Mammalia; Artiodactyla; Balaenopteridae
Product: OTU domain-containing protein 5-like
Exons: 1
Coding region: 1-1662 (553 amino acids)
Biological process (GO): protein deubiquitination
Molecular function (GO): K63-linked deubiquitinase activity; cysteine-type deubiquitinase activity
Source: RefSeq, a predicted model, not a curated record